AUGGCUGGUAGUCCAAGCUGUCCAGUUAAAGUAGAAGAACGAAGGAAAUAUCAACAGCUCUCAAAAACCAUACCAACUAUCAACAACAACAAUAACAAAGUAUUAUAUGUUAAAUCGACUGAUGCUCCUAGUGCAUGGGCAACAAACGCUCAAAAAGAACAUGCACAAGCUCAAUUAUAUACUCCAAUUCAAAAUAUAGCAUCAAAUGAAUAUCCAGAUGCAUUAUCUGAUAUCAAUAAAAAAUUGAACCAAAUUAUGAGUAAAAUGGAACAAAUUACAAGUGAACAAACAAAUAUGAAUGCGAAUACUACCAAGGCUUUUCGAUUAAUUAACACAUGGCAAAAGGACCUUGCCUCACUUAAGGAAUUUAUUUUUGACAAAGUAAGCCCUUAUAUUUUUAACUUAAGUGAAGCUUUUUUAGGAGCAAAAAAGCAAACUGAACAAGAAAAAUUACGUCCAGUAUUUAUGAAAUUCAAACAACAAUAUGAAGAUAUAGUCGAAUUACAUGAUAUAAAACAAAAUGAAAAACCUAUUCUAUCCAGGUCAACCUCAAAUGAAUCCAACAGCAGCUAA
Molecule: messenger RNA, 573 nt
Organism: Adineta steineri
Lineage: Eukaryota; Metazoa; Rotifera; Eurotatoria; Adinetida; Adinetidae
Source: the annotation of a GenBank genome assembly